Messenger RNA from Plasmodium adleri (nom. inval.), 1323 nucleotides. RefSeq names its product choline kinase. Gene Ontology annotation, cellular component: cytoplasm. Gene Ontology annotation, biological process: phosphatidylethanolamine biosynthetic process; phosphatidylcholine biosynthetic process. NCBI's taxonomy places the organism in Eukaryota, Apicomplexa, Aconoidasida, Haemosporida, Plasmodiidae. The transcript has a single exon. Gene Ontology annotation, molecular function: ethanolamine kinase activity; choline kinase activity. The record is from RefSeq and is a predicted model, not a curated record. The coding region runs from base 1 to 1323 and encodes 440 amino acids.
AUGGAAAGCAAAAUUUGUGACCCCAUUGGGCUCGAUAAAAAUAAGUUUCGAAAAGUAGAAGAGGAAAAUGAAGAAAGUAAUAAAAAUAUAGAAAAUGGACAAAUGACAUAUAAUGACGAUUUAGAAAUGUUUACAACUAUACAACUAAAUCAAGAAAUAGAUAUACGUAAGAACCCGUUUCCAUUACAUAUGAUAAAUCAAAAGAAUGAUAUACCUUUAUGUGCUCAAGAAUUUUCCAAAUUAACAGAUCCUUUAUAUAUAAAAAAAAUAUGUCUUGAAAAAGUUCAUGACUGGUCUAGGUGUAAUGAAGAUGAUGUAUGUGUAAAUCAAAUAUUAAGUGGAUUAACAAAUCAACUUUUUGAAGUUAGUAUUAAAGAAGAUACAGCUCUUGAAUAUAGAAUUACAAGAAGACAUGUUUUAUUUAGAAUAUAUGGUAAAGAUGUAGAUGAAUUAUAUAAUCCUUUAAGUGAAUUUGAAGUCUAUAAAACUAUGAGUAAAUAUAAAAUAGCACCUUUAUUAUUAAAUACAUUUGAUGGAGGACGUAUAGAAGAAUGGUUAUAUGGAGAUCCUCUAAGUAUAGACGAUCUAAAAAAUAAAUCUAUAUUAGUUGGUAUAGCAAAUGUUUUAGGCAAAUUUCAUACACUCAGUCGUAAAAGACAUCUACCAGAACACUGGGAUAAAACUCCAUGCGUAUUCAAAAUGAUGGAUAGAUGGAGAUUAGCUGUAUCAAAUUAUAAAAAUCUUGAUACACUUACCAUAGAUAUUAAUAAAUAUAUACAAGAAUCCCAUAAAUUCUUAAAAUUUAUUAAAAUAUAUACACAAAUAGAAAAUAUAGCAAAUGAUAUCGUUUUCUGUCAUAAUGAUUUACAAGAAAAUAAUAUAAUGAAUACAAAUAAAUGUUUAAGAUUAAUUGAUUUUGAAUAUUCAGGAUAUAAUUUCUUAUCAGCAGAUAUAGCAAAUUUCUUCAUAGAAACAACUAUAGAUUAUUCAUAUAAUACAUAUCCAUUUUUUAUUAUCAAUAAAAAAAAUUAUAUCUCAUAUGAAUCAAGAAUACUAUUUGUAACUACAUAUCUAUCCAAAUAUUUAGAUAAUACAACAGCACCUUCAGAUCAAGAUAUCAUAGAUCAAUUCCUAGAAGCUAUAGAAGUUCAAGCUUUAGGUCUACAUCUUAUAUGGGCUUUCUGGUCUAUCAUAAGAGGAUAUCAAACAAAGAGUUAUAAUGAAUUUGAUUUCUUCUUAUAUGCAAAGGAAAGACUUAAAAUGUAUGAUGAACAAAAGGAAUAUUUAAAAUCAAAAAAUAUUAUCAAGGAUUAUGACGAUUAA